Molecule: messenger RNA, 924 nt
Organism: Auanema sp. JU1783
Lineage: Eukaryota; Metazoa; Nematoda; Chromadorea; Rhabditida; Rhabditidae
Source: the annotation of a GenBank genome assembly
AUGAAGGUGGAUUUCAAAGUUAAAACCAGAAGAGGAAAGAGGUACUUAGAAGAGAAGGCUCCUAAAACAAUUGAGAACGACAAGAAGGCAAUUUUUGUUAAAGGAGGAAAAACAUCCCAAUCAGUCAGUGAUGUCUUAAUUGAUUUAUACAAUUUGAAAAAACCCCUUGCUCUGAAUAUGAAAAGACGAAAUCCUUAUCACCCUUUCGAAGAUGAGACGCCAAUAGAACGACUUGCCGAAAAAUCAGAUUCUUCUCUGUUUGUAUUUGGUUCUAAUUCUAAGAAGCAUCCAAACAGUCUUGUUUUUGGAAGACUACAUGAUAGUCAUAUUUUGGAUCUUGCCGAACUACGUAUUACAGAUUAUAAGCCAGCUAGUGAAUUUGAUACUCAACAGUUCGCUGUAGGUAGUAAGCCUUGCUUAGUGUUCGAAGGAAGUGAGUUCGAAAGUGAUCCCGACAUGAAGAGGGUUUCAAACUUACUUGUGGACUUUUUCCGAGGAGCUGUAGUUGACACGGUUCGUUUACAAGGAUUGGAACACGUCAUUGUGUUCACUGCUAAAGACAAACAGAUUUUCAUGAGAGUUUACAAGACUAUCUUGAAAAAGUCAGCAACUAGUUUACCAAGAGUUGAACUAGCUGAAAUGGGUCCUAGCAUUGAUUUCAUCCGUGAUAGAACCAAAUUGGCUUCAGACAGUUUGUAUAAACAAGCUUGUAGGAGACCAAAGGAGCUUCUGGCCAAAAGAAAGAAGAACACAUCAGAAGAUGUGUUUGGAAACAAGCUUGCUAGAGUUCAUAUCGGAAAGCAGAAUACCGAUAGUAUCCAAACUAGAAAAGUCAAAGCUCUUAGAAAGGGAGUCGAGGCUCCAACCGCCGAAGCUGAAGCUGAAGAAGGAAGUGGAGAUGACGAUAUGGAAGAUGACGAAUAG